This is a messenger RNA of Poecilia latipinna (sailfin molly), 1207 nucleotides long. RefSeq lists its product as uncharacterized. Gene Ontology annotation, cellular component: cytoplasm. NCBI's taxonomy places the organism in Eukaryota, Metazoa, Chordata, Actinopteri, Cyprinodontiformes, Poeciliidae. Gene Ontology annotation, molecular function: NAD+ poly-ADP-ribosyltransferase activity. Bases 155 to 1192 code for a protein of 345 amino acids. The transcript has 4 exons. The record is from RefSeq and is a predicted model, not a curated record.
CCGACCACACCUAAAAAACACCCGACAGGAGAAACAAAAGUGAAACAAAGCAGGUCCAUAUUUGGAGUUUCCUCCUGAAGGGUUUUAUAAGAAGCGGGUCGAGAUUCAGCCUGCAGACCGAGACGGACACAAACAGAGGGAUUCUGACACCAUCAUGAGCAGAGUACAGUGGGCUGAAGUUGACUUUGAUCCUCCUCCUGGAGCAAUCCGGUUGCUCACCCCGCAACCGGCUGACGGCAAAACCUACGUCAUGUACCAUGGCACCACCCAGGCGAAGGCUCAGAGCAUCCUGGCCAGCGGUUUCCGUCAGUCUAAAGACGGGAUGCUUGGUCGAGGGGUCUACCUGAGCAGAGACCUGGAGAAAGCCAGUCGCUAUCCUAUUGGUCAUCCUGAUGAAGACAAGGUGGUCAUCAGGUCAUCAGUCAAUGUGGGGAAGGUGAAACGCAUCGAUCAUCAGAAGCACCCAAUGCAGAAGACCUGGCAUGACCGUGGAUACGACACCGCCUGGGUGCCGCCCAACUGCGGGAUGGUGUCAAGCGGCCUGGAGGAAAACUGCGUCUGGGAUCCCCGUCGAAUCAUCAUCUUUGACUUGAUAAAACCCACUGUAGUCUCAAAUGUUUCAGGUGGCUACAUAGGCCGGAAGAGAUUCAGGUUUCAUUCUGAGACGGACGCAAACACAGGAAUCUAUACCAACAUGUUCAUGCCACUUUGGUAUGACAUCCAUCUUAAUUCUUUUGGAGAAUUUUAUUUGAACAACCAACAAGCAGCAGAUGGCUGGAUCUACACCAUGUACCAUGGCACCACCCAGGCGAGCGCUCAGAGCAUCCUGGCCAGCAGUUUCCGUCAGUCUGAAGAUGGGAUGCUUGGUCGAGGGGUCUACCUGAGCAGAGACGUGCGGAAAGCCAGUCGCUAUCCUAUUGGUCAUCCUGAGUGGGACAAGGUGGUCAUCAAGGUUAAAGUCAAUGUGGGGAAGGUGAUAGCUAUCACUCAACAGAACCACCCUCUGCAGAAGACCUGGCAUGACCAUGGAUACGACACCGCCUGGGUGCCGCCCAACUGCGGGAUGACGGAGAGCGGCCUGGAGGAGGACUGCGUCUGGGAUCCCCGUCGAAUCGUCAUCCUGGGGGUCAUUUACCCCUGUAUGGUCCCAGUCCAGCUUGGAUAUCCAGGUUGUUCAUAUGGCUACAUGUAAAAACAAGCAGUGAUU